Limulus polyphemus (Atlantic horseshoe crab) is the source of this 5015-nucleotide messenger RNA. RefSeq names its product protein S-acyltransferase 21-like. The record is from RefSeq and is a predicted model, not a curated record. Bases 103 to 1818 code for a protein of 571 amino acids. Gene Ontology annotation, biological process: protein targeting to membrane; peptidyl-L-cysteine S-palmitoylation. Lineage: Eukaryota; Metazoa; Arthropoda; Merostomata; Xiphosura; Limulidae. Gene Ontology annotation, cellular component: endoplasmic reticulum; Golgi apparatus. Gene Ontology annotation, molecular function: protein-cysteine S-palmitoyltransferase activity. The transcript has 9 exons.
AACUUGGCUGGUUUUAACUCUCCAACAAAGUAUCUUAACAGUUUUCUAUUUGUUGCCCUUAAUAGCUAUUACCUGUUUUUUUUUCUUUCUUUAAAUAGUGGAAUGAGGUCGAAACAUUGCAGUGCAUGUAACAAGUGUGUUGGUGAUUUUGACCACCACUGCAAAUGGUUGAACAACUGUGUUGGAGGAAGAAAUUACAAAGUCUUCCUCUUCUGUGUUGGCUCCGGAUUAGUAGGAAGCCUUAUAGUGUUGGUAUUGUGUUUGGUUUUAACAGUGGCGUACUUUGAUGAAUACAGUUGGAUCAAUAAUACUGAACCCUCGAACGGGUCUAGCAGUAACUCUGACUUUCAACCAGUCUCUACCAUGCCCACAAGUUUUAUUCCCUCAAACUCUACAUUUUAUUCCACUAACAUCACUUCAGGAUACACGUUUUAUGUGUUCGUUCCUGUGGAGAAAAACGUGUGGUUAGCUGUAGUCAUUUGUAGUGAAGCCCUGGCUCUUCUUGCUGUUGGCCUUCUAGGUCAUCUUUUGGCAUUUCACGCCUACUUGUUUUACCGUGGUCUUUCUACGUACGACUAUAUUACUCAGAGAAGAGACAAACCUGGCAUGCAGGAUCAACAUGUUGUUUCCCAUUCAGAAGUUUUCAAUUCUACCGUGAUGUUGAAGAAUUGUCCACAGUGCUUCAAGCACUUUCUGCCAAAAAAGGGUAAUCAUAUAACACAAAGGCAAGAAAAUGGUGCCAAAGAAACCAUUGAAAACGGCAACUUAACGCUGUACAAGAAAAUAUCAGUGUCGAGUAGAAAUACUGUGAAUCAAAGUAAUAUGGAGAACGGGAGAGCAACGGCAAACAGUGAUGUGAACAGUACCAAAAAAACUUUGGGAAAUUUGUAUAACGGAACUACUCACCAGGGAUAUGAAUUUAUGGACGAAGGUUCGAAGCAAUUGAAGAAAAGUCACAUAAAACAUUAUACUCGAACAGUCUCCUCUGGUUGUGAAGAUCUAAAGAAACCUCUCGAGUUGGAAGAAAACCAAGAAGCCGCUGACUUGGGCCCUGGUAGGAAGUACUUCUGUUCCAUGUCUUCGCCAGGGUUGUUGCCUCCUAUUUUGGAGGUUGAAAGUGGGUGCAGUCCCAUACGCUUGUCUGCAUCAAAUCGUUCUAUCUCACAACAGUCGCUGCAUUCUUCUGACAGUAAUGAGGAUUCCUUUCUGUCCCAUGAGAUGUUUAAGAACAAUGGAGACUUGCCAGCUCAUGGUAGCCUCAGUAAUCUGUUUGUUAGUUGUUCUGAAGAUCCAGAAAGUUCAGGUACUCCCAGACUGGAUGAACUGAAUGAGGUGAGGGAAGUGUGUUUUACCCAAAGCCCUAUUUCCAGUAUGAAAAACAUUUUGACUCAUUCGGGUAACAGGGGUGCGGAACAGUGGGAAGUUCGAACACCCUUUGGUGUAGAUGACAGUAUGAAAUUGAGAUUGAACAAUGAAAGUUUUCAGGACAGCCAAAGAUUGGUGGGGUGGAACUCAAACGAUGAGCUAAUAACGCCCAGUCAAAAUGAGACUGCAUUUCAUUGCAGAUACUCAGACUUCCACGAUCAGUGGGAUGCGUCUCAAGACAACAACUCCUUGUGUGGAAAAUCCAAAGGACUUUCAUUGAGUGCCGUAUCAAAACCUAGUUUAGUUACAGAUGAAAAACAUAAGCAGUCUUACGCGUUACCAAAAGUGGCUUUUGUUCAGAAAAAGGAAGAUUUACAUAUUGCUACAAAAUCUCAAGAAAGUGACAGAAAAUCUGUACCAGUUGAAAAGAAGGUUUCAAGUGAAACACUCUAAUCUAAUCUCGUUGGUAUAAGAAGUGAUAAAUAAAAAGCUUUUUUAGAUUUUAGUAGCUGUUUGCAAUAUUUACUCUCACUUAGGAGUGAAACAAAGAUAAGAAAUUCAAUGGCAGGUUGAUUCUGAAGUCGAUUAUAAGCUAGUGAUUCUCAGUAUAUUCCACGCUGAGGUUUUGCAGUCGAUAUAGCGUUUUGCGUACUAAGGUAAAUGAGAAUAAUGUAUCUAUCGAUGCACCAUCUUAUUAGUUUUUUAAUGCUGGCUGAAGGAUUGAAACCAUGUUUAAAAAAAAAGAUGACACCUUCAGAGAAAUAUUUAAUUUACACGAGGUUUUGGCUUGUGCCUCUUUUUCGAGGGUUAAGCAUCACAGGUUCCAAAACUGAUUUCAAAUUAUAGUAACUGAAGAGAAUAUAAGACUACAACGGUAUAAUAAGAAUGGUUCCCAGUGAUGCUUGCGAAAAGUAUUGUUGAACAAGAUAGACUUGGUGAUUACAGUAACAAAUGUAAAUAAUUGAAUAAAAAUAACGUGAAAAAUAAAUCAUGUGUGGAAUAAUAGUAGUUUUACAGGAGCCAGAUGUUGUAUCUGUUAACAGAAGGGUGUUUGGAUUGAAUCAGAAGAGAUUCCUGUGGUUCUCGACGACUUUCGAAAAAGGUGUAAGCCAAAAUGUCAGGUAAAAUAAAAAAUGUUCUGGAGUUAGUCACUUCUUGAAUGUUAACAUAUUAAUUAAGAAAACUAUGGCACUUGAAUAAUUGGUGAACAUAUUUUUUCUGUAAAAUGUAUAUUGUAAGCCGAGUUUCCUUCAUGGUCAAAAAAAUUAGACGAAUGGAGGAUAGAUGUAUUUGAAUUAAUGAGAUUUUGUUUUUAGAAGUUUUGUUUAGGCUAUUUAUAUAUGUUUCGUGAGUUUGAUUGAUUGAAAUGUGUGUAAAAGAUGUCAAGUUUUAAUUAAUUAUGAACAAAUCUUUUUUAAGAAGAAAUGGACAUACUUCUCACAUGGUUAAAACUGUUUGGUUUCUCAAAAAAAGUUUCUGAUUUUCAAAUUUACGUGUAGGUUUUUGUUUACAGGGAUGUAAAAUUAUUCACUGUUUAAGAGUUUUUUUUCAGUUAAUAUGGGGGAUUAAUCGGUAGGUAUUUUGGUUAUGUAUGAUGUUGAAUGUAAUGUUAUUUUGUGCAGUGUACAGCUACAAGUCUUAGCACUUUCAUUGUGUGAGUUUAUUAUUGUAUUUAAAACUGUAUUAAUACUUCCAACAAGGUUUAGUAAAUGGAAUAUUCUUUAAAUAUCCUUCUAAUUUUGGUCAAAAUGUGUAUUUAUUUGAAUUUUUCAUGGUUUCACUUUUUUGUGACACAAUUUGUUGUUAAGCAAAAUUUCAGGCUUCAGUUUCUUUUUCUCUUAAAAAUUGGAUUGUUCUUUCCGACAUAUUUUUCAUCUAUCAGAUCAAACUUUAUCUCUUUCUUAAUAAGUUAUUUUUACUUAAACCUUUCUAAAUUUUGUAUUGUUGCAAUCUCAACAACACUAGCUUUGUAUAUUACCUUAAUCUAAAUUAUAGGCUUAGCUCUAACGACAACAUUGAAUAUUAGGCUUAACAGUCGGCACCAGCUGUUAAGGAAAGUAAAUAAUGCAUUUAUUAGUUUUUUAAAUAAUCUGUACUUGAGCUAUUGUUAUACACUAAACAUGGCUGUUGUCUAGAGCUGUCUUACUAACUUGUCAUUGUGGUGGUUUGGUUUUUAUGACCAGUAAAUUACCUGGCAAUUAUUUAAGAGCUGGACACACAUAAAUGUUCCUUGAAUUUAUUCAGAAGUUUUUGUCUAAUGAAACCUGUUAUUUAUCAAAGCAUAAAAUGAAUACAUUUUAUGAAACUCAGAAAAAAAAAUGUAGAAAUACUACUUCAGACAGUUAAUGAUAAAUGACCAUUGUAACCUAAACUUAAUGACCAUUGUUUUAAUAUUAUACUACCAGUAUUACAGUCUUCAAAGAUUUUGUAUAUAGAAUGUUUUUUAUUAAAUCAUUUUACUUCACAGCCAUAUUUUAUCAGAAGAGAAUGUAAAUAGUGUGAUAUGUAUUACUUAACGGACCUUCAUUGUAGCUGCAACAAAUUUACUUAACCGAUGAAAAGAUUCACUAUCUUCAAUGCUAUUUGAUGUUGGCCUUUGAUCUAGUUUAAUAGUGGGGUUGGGGGGAUUGAUUUUCAAAUAAUAACUUUGUUAUUUGUUAACUAGUGAAGUAAAUGGGAAACCAACUGUUACCCUCUCCGAUAUAACCUGAUGGUGAAGUUUACUUACUUUUUUUUCACAUUUUCUGGGAUGUUUCUUGAGCCCAGCAGAAUUUCUAUAUUGUUUGUUUUUCCUGUGAUUGUAAAUACCUUCCUGUUAUUACCAACACAUUAAACUAAUUUAUUUGCAAAUAUGUUAUUAUUUGCUGUGUGAUUGAUGGAAUGUGAUUUUUUUGUAUGUAUAGAAAUGGAACGAUUGUAAGGUCUGUAGUGAAGUUUCUAGCUAUGCACACACACACACACUGUAUGUCAUAAAACCCAACGUACUUAUUUUGUUCUGUAGAACAGUUGUUUUCAGUUAAUAAGUAAAGUUUAUAUUUAAAAAAACUGUUGAUUGGUAUAUGGAAAUCUGUAUUUUCUUCUUAACAACUACUAACGAGAAAUGAUGAGUCAAGGUAUAGAACCAAACGUCCCAAGUACAAAGAAAGUUACUUCUUAAAUUUGAAAAACAGUUUUUAAAUCAGGGGCUUUUGAGUUGAUCUUACAUGUACAGGUAGUUCCAUGUUAUUGAUCGCUAACAUCAGGUGUCAGUCAUGCCGUGUUUCAUAGAAAAGAACAUGAAUCAGGUUUGUUAGAUUGUACUGUUACAUAAUCAUUCCUGUUACUGUAGUUGAUAUGAAACAGGUUUCAGUUAGAUUGUACUGUUACAUAAUCAUUCCUUUACUGUAGUUGAUAUGAAACAACAUGAAGCAGGUUUCAGUUAGAUUGUACUGUUACUGUAGUUGAUAUGAAACAAAACGAAUCAGGUUUCAGUUAGAUUGUAAUGUUACAUAAUCAUUCCUGUCACUGUAGUUGAUAUGAAACAACACAAAUCAGGUUUCAGUUAUUAUGUACCUCCAAACUCAAAUAGCAGAUAUUCUGAUUGUAAUGAGUUUAUUGUUUCAAAUACAUUCUGGCAUCAAGAAAUAAAGUUAAGUAAUUUUCACCAGUGA